This is a messenger RNA of Peromyscus maniculatus bairdii (prairie deer mouse), 7295 nucleotides long. It is a transcript of the gene St8sia6, whose product is annotated as ST8 alpha-N-acetyl-neuraminide alpha-2,8-sialyltransferase 6. Gene Ontology annotation, biological process: oligosaccharide metabolic process; N-glycan processing. NCBI's taxonomy places the organism in Eukaryota, Metazoa, Chordata, Mammalia, Rodentia, Cricetidae. The record is from RefSeq and is a predicted model, not a curated record. Gene Ontology annotation, molecular function: alpha-N-acetylneuraminate alpha-2,8-sialyltransferase activity.
GGCGGCGGCGGCGGCGGCGGCGGCCGGAGCGGCGAGUCGAUGCCGCCCGGGAUGCGCUUCGCCCAGGCAGCUUUGGCGGCGAGGGCUCCCGUGGCUCAGGAUGAGACCUGGGGGCACGCUGCUCGCCCUGGUAGCCAGCCUGAUGCUGCUGCUCCUGCUGCGUCUGCUCUGGUGCCCUGCGGACACGCCCGCUCGCUCCAGGCUGUCGGUGGAGGAAAGCAGGGAGGACACCCGUGGCACCUCGGCAGCAAUGAGGACUAUCUGGAGCCCGGUCACCUCAGUACCGCUCACCAGGAACAGCACAUAUCUGGAGGAGAAGUCACCCCAGCUGACAGAGAAAUGCAAAAAUCUGCAGUCUGACUUGAAGUCUUUAUUUAACAAAACGAGACGGUAUUCUGAGGAUGACUACAUUCAGAUCAUCACAAACAUACAGAGAUGCCCAUGGAGACGACAAGCAGAAGAAUAUGAGAAUUUCAGAGCAAAGCUGGCUUCCUGUUGUGACGCGGUUCAGAGCUUCGUGGUUUCCCAGAACAACACUCCACUGGGGACUAACAUCAGCUAUGAGGUGGAAAACAAGAGGCAAAUCCCCAUUCGAGAGAACCUUUUCCACAUGUUCCCAGUGACUCAGCCUUUUGUGAACUACCCCUAUAACCAGUGUGCAGUGGUUGGCAAUGGGGGAAUUCUGAACAAGUCUCUCUGUGGAGCGGAAAUUGAUAAAGCUGACUUCGUUUUCAGGUGCAACCUCCCCCCAAUCACAGGGAAUGCUAGUAAAGAUGUUGGAAGCAAAACGAAUCUUGUGACUGUCAAUCCCAGCAUCAUAACACUGAAAUACAAGAACUUGAAGGAGAAGAAAGCAAAGUUUCUGGAGGAUAUUUCCAACUAUGGAGAUGCCUUCCUUCUCCUGCCAGCCUUUUCCUACAGGGCCAACACAGGCAUCUCUUUUAAAGUCUACGAAACCCUCAAAGAGUCUAAAGUUAGGCAAAAGGUUCUCUUUUUCCAUCCCAUGUACCUGAGACAUCUUGCUACCUUCUGGAGAACUAAAGGGGUGACGGCAUACCGCCUGUCCUCAGGCUUGAUGAUCGCAAGUGUCGCUGUGGAACUGUGUGAAAAUGUGAAGCUCUAUGGAUUCUGGCCUUUCUCUAAGACUGUAGAAGAAACACCUGUCAGUCACCACUACUAUGACAACAAGUUACCUAAGCGUGGUUUCCACCAGAUGCCCAAAGAAUAUAUCCAGAUGCUCCAGCUCCAUAUGAAAGGGAUCCUCAAAGUGCAAUUUAGCAAAUGUGAAAUGCCCUGACGUUUCUUAAUAUGAGAAUAGUUUUCAUAGGAUGUGAUAGGUGAGUUGUGGUUUUGCCAAACACUGAAGGAGGAAGGCGCAGAGAGUGGGGGAUCACAAAAGAGCUCCCCCACUUGGCUAGACCAAAGCUCCCCACUAACUUUGCAGCUUCCACUCGCCACUCAUUCCAACCUUCAACUUUCUCUGAAAAUGGAGAUCUUGAUAUCAGUCUCAGACAAGUAAAAUGAGGUCAUUUUUUUAAAGCCUCCUGGCAUAGAAUUUGAUUUGAGGCAGGGACUCACUUGUUACUAUUUGUAAUAGCCAUUUCCACUUUUACCAGAGUGGUAAUGAAAUGAGCCAAAGACCCUUCCUGAAGAGAAUGGCUGAAUCACGAGGACACAUUUCUUACUCACAACCCUUCCUUUAUUAGUAAUAUCUUCCCAUUAUUCUCUCUCUCCUAAAAGAGUACAUACAAAAAUGUACCAUUAAACAAGAAAGCGUUGAUUAUUCAGGAAGAAAAAAAUUUUUUUACUUGGCAUUGUGCCUGUCUUUGGUUCAGUUUCCUUAUGACGUUAGCUGCAUUGAGGUGUUGGUUGGAUUUGGGGCAUUUUCUUGCCCCUUUUGUCUACAUUUUCUUUGCCUUUAUCAUUUCAUAUCAUUUUGUACUACCUGCUUUUCUCCCCGUACCCGCACCACUACUGAAAGGAUCCACUCAAUGACAUAAGUAGUUACAAUGCUCACUGCUUCUCACCUAUUAUCUUGUCUGUGGAGUUACUCAUCCAGUUUUUAAAAAUGUGGAACAGCUAUUUGAUGCCCAGCCCUGGGACCAGGCUCUGUGGGAGGGUAUGAAGAUAUUGCCACUGGCAGAAAAGCAGGUACAUGUCAUUAAUGGAUAAGAUACCACAGUUGUCGUCAUGACUGUUACAAGCACAGUGCUGGACGGAUCCUAGACAAGAAUAGUGAUGUCUGAUCUAGUGGAAUCAACGUCAUCUUAACUAGUUCAGAGAAGAGAUGGUUCCAGAUUUAAGACUAGAAAAUAGCCAAGUCUUACUUAGCAAACUAAGAGGAUUCUAGGUAGAGGGGAUGUAACAGGAAGAGAAUGCUGUUCCCUUGAUUCUGAUCAUCAAAACAAGUGUGCUAAAAGGCAGAGCAGAAAGCUGCCCUACAAACUCCAUACUGGGAGAGGGUACAGUGGUUAGGGAUGAUGGUUUUUGCACACACUGGUGAAGUGGGAGUAAUUCGGACACAGUUGCUUCAAGAGGAAGACUUGGGAUGGAAACACUCAGCAUAUUUCUCCAGGAGAGAUGAAUGUUUUCAUGAGAAAUUAUACCUGUAAGCAUAAGUCUAGAGUAAAAUUUGAGUAAACAAAUAUGAGCAUUUUACACUCUUUGCUGAUGUCCCAGUGACACCCCUUAAUGUAAGUCAUAACACAUUUAUUAAGUUAUUUGACAAAUAUUCAUGUGCAUGCAUUCCUGCUUAUCCCUGGAUAUUUCCAAGAAAUCGAGUAGGAGUAUAGAAGAUGAGGUCCACAUGCCAAGAUAACUAUAAAUUUCAUUUUUAAUUCUUAGCUGAGCCAGGUUGUUGUAUAUCAAAUGCUUUUUUUGAGGAAACACUGUGCCAUAAAUUCUUCAUUCUGAUAUAACCUUGUAUUUGACAUUUGUGAUGUUAUUUCAAGUUUACAUUUCUUUUGUUCUUUUAUAGCAAAUUAAACUUACUAGCUUUUAAAUUUAUCAAAGGUUCAUAUAUAAAUAUUUUUCAAAAGGUAAAAGGCUUUUUGUUACAUAAAAUCAAAAUUAUUUAUUAUCUUUCUUCUUCUGGUGAAUAGAGGCUCUUUUAUGCUGCUGCUAAUGGAUUUAAUUAGCUUUAAAUAUCUCCUAGCAACAUUUGUCGUGUUUCAAUCAUGCUAUUAGCAAAGAAAUAUUUUUUAAAGUAGAUCAGAAAACUGUCCUUUUUAUAGUUAAUAAAAAUGUUUCUCAAAAUAUUUUAUGGCUAGAAGAAACAAAGUCUUUUUGAUAGUAUUAGAAAUACAUGAUUGAUGAACAAAAGUGGUAGACUAUACUGACUUAAAUUAUUAAAUAAACAAUGUAGAGAUGUUAUAAAAUGUUCUAGCAAAAAUUAUGUCUGGCCAAGAAGUUCUGAACUUACUUUGUGUUUUUCCAUAUAAAAUGCUAUUUUAACUCAGGAGAUUUUAAAUAUAUAUAUAUAAAAUAGCUCUUCAGUGUCACACAUGUGGAUUUCAGAAAUUCUCAAGAUAGCAUGAGAUUAAUGAUCCUGGUGAUAGCUCUGUUUCAACAAAAAUUCAGUAGAAAAAAAAAAUUCUUAAAACUUCUGUGUCGAAAAGCACAGAGUUCUCCACAUGCAAUUCAUCAAUCCAUUUCUUGUUUCAUGUCUGUGUUGCCAAACCGGAUUGUGUUUGAAGUUUUCUCACAGCUCUACCUGGAUGAACACAGGCCGUGGUCAGAAGAGUCCCUGAGAUUCCCUGAGUGCUGUAGUCAGCUCUUCUGGUGCCUCGUCCACAGAGCUACAGGAUGGAGUUUGUAGCUUUUUUUGGUGCUUUGAUCAGUGUGAAAUUUGCAGCAAUUCACUGCCAUGGGGCAAAAAGAACUAUGACUAAUAGUUUGCAGUUCCCAAAGCUGAUAUGCUGUUCUUAAAAUCUUACAUUUUGUGUUGGGCACUGGAUGCAUUGUAGGCCACCUGUGUGUCUCCAACACAUUCCUACUUUGAAUCUACUUCCCACAUGGGUCUGUAGUUGUGAUUUUACCAUAAUUUGGGGCUUCUGGCUGUUACUCAAACUCUCUUUAGAAGAGUCCAUAUCUAACAAGAGUGGGUGGCUCAUUUGCAUCUUGAUAUUUCCUACCUGGGUGAUCAUCACUCUCCCUCUGUUCCCUAUGAUCUUCCAAUAAUGCUCUUUGGUUCUCAAAAUCAAAAUGGCUAAAAACAUUCUAAAAUAUGCCAGCAUAUUAAUUGUGGUAAUUCCUGUGUAUCAGCUAAAUAAUUUGUAAAACAAAACUCAGUUCUUUUUGUUUCUUAAUGGUGUAUAAUACUAUCUCAAGCUUCCACCAACAUCAACACACACACACACACACACACACACACACACACACACACACACACACACACACACACACAAUGACCAUCAAGUCCUUGUAGACUUAUAGAUUAACAAUAUGAUAACACUGUCAAGGAGUCUCUGUGUGGUGAGCAUUGCUUAACUGCUGGUAGGUGGGUUGAAUUUAAUAUUCUGCUACUAAAUUCCAGUCUAUCUAUAGGCAUUAAAGAUAGGUAGUCUGAAUACUAGUGCUAGGUAAUGGUAGACUUUCAGUUAGGAAUUUUAGGAUACCACAUGUUUCAAGGUUCUAAGAGAAAUACUAGGUUGCUUGAUUUUAUUUUCUGUUUGCUGUUCAACAUCAUUGGACAAUGUAAAAGAACAAUAAAAUUCCAAAAUAAUUUCUUACCAAAUCCAAAGGAAAAUAAGAAAUACACAUUCCAGUUCAUCAUUGAUAGUGCUUCAUGUGAGAAGGACUCUGUGGAUAAAGGUAUAGUUUUUUUUUUUUAACUCUCAAGAAAGACAAAGACAGCGCCUGAGUUUCAUGAAAGAUUUCAUACCACAUGUAAAUUUAAACAUAGUAAAUGUAUGGACUUUCAACAGAUAAUCAAGGACAUUCUUUUCCUUGAGCACUUUCUUUGUAUAGAAUACUGAAUUGCCAUAAAUCAGAUCCACUUUUGCUUAUACCUUUUUCCUUGCUUACAAAAAGUCUUGCUAGUUAAAUGACUUAUCUUGUCAAGUAUUCUGAAUCAUUUCAGGAAAUUUAGGGAACUUUGGGAAAAUUUAAAAAAUUCCAUAUAGGAGGUAUACUAUGAUCUUAAACUAUUGCAGAAGUAUAGUUUUGAUGUGACAUAUACAAUAUUUUAUUUAUAUAAUAUUAUAUGAAAAUGUUAUUUUGCUAUUAAACAUUGAAGACAUUGCAAGGAUCUGUUAUAUCUGAUAGACAUAGGAAGAGUCCUUCUCUAUACAUAAUCCAAAAACACAGAUUGUUUAAUAUUUCCUGUUUAUGUGUGGUUCUGAAGGCUGGAUAAAAACACCUCUUGACUUUUAUUACUCUGGCUCAUUACUCUUCUAGGAUCAUUCAUCUUUCUAUAAAAACAUUCAAGUGGUGAAUGAUAAAGAUGUAUUGCUUAUGUAAUGGAGACAGUCAAAUUCCUUUUUAAGCAAUUUAUUUAAAUUUAUUUUAUGUGCAUUGAUGUUUUGCCUGCAUGUAUGUCUGUGUGAGAGUAUCUGAUCCCCUGAAACUGGGGAUAGAGACAACUGUGGGCAGCCAUGUGGGUGCUGGGAAUUGAACCAGUGUUCCCUGGAAGAGCAGCCAAUGGUCUUAACUGCUGAACCAUCUCUCCAGUCACAACAGACAGUCAAACUCUUUAAAAGGGAGUUUUGUAACAAAGAUCAUUACAUGGGAAGAAGUGUAUGCCUCUACAGAACCAUGGGAGACAAGAAGUCAGGCUCCAGAUAGAUUAGAUGAUAGCAAAGUAACAGCAUAAAGCUAAAAGAAAAAAAUACAUAAAGGUUGCACUUCUGCACAUGACCAAGGGUAAUUAUUUUAAGUAACUAAGCUAACAAAUGACAGAUGUGUUUAUAUUAAAAUGCAAUAUUUCUACUUACUAAAUGACCUAUCAAUACUCAUAGCCUCAUGACAGACAUUUCAGGGGACUGCCAUCAACAAGUAAAAAUUUUAAAUGAGCAAAUGUUGACAUGGAUGUGGUUUACUAAGGAAAAACCUGGGUAGCUAAUUAGAACAAGAAGUAGUCAAACUGACUAAUAUCCUGAGAAGUGAAAAUUGGAGUGAAUGCUACAUCCAUUUUUUCAGCAAAAGUUAGUGACAUCAUUAAGUCUUAGUGUUGGUGGAUGUAUAAAUUAAUUCCACAUUUUGGAAAGCAGUUUGGAAAUGCUGAGUGAAAUUUAUCCCACAGCUGUCCUAUGGCCCAGCCAUCUCACUUUAGGCUUUAUGUGCCAGAGAACUUCUAGGAGACAAAUAUUGAGACAGACAAUUAGACAAAGAAUUUUUCAUCUUGGGAAAUUAAUGAGUUAAGCUUGGUGGUUAUAUAAUGUGAAAAAUAAUACAGCUGUUAGAAAGCAACCUGCUAUAGGGAGAUAUAAUAAUGAUAGGUCUUAAAGUUUUAGCAUAAAGGAGAAAUGAGCUUUAUCAAUGCCAUUCCGUUACUUAAAAGUAUAUACUUCAAUGCACAUUUAUCAAAGUCAUAUGCGAAAUACAAGAAGCGUGUCUACUUAGGAGAGGGUAAUGGGAGUGAGCUUAGGGAUAAAACAUGUCAUCACACAGCCAUGGACACAUAGAUUCUUAUUCUCGUAUAAAGUAUUUUACUAACAUAAAAAUAGAAUCUGAGACACAAAACUGUAAGUAAUUUACAUAAGGUUGCAUUAUAGGAGCAAAGGUAGCAUCCAAACUCUCAUGUCUGACUAUAAAGCCAUUUCCCCCAAGUAUGCAAGUACAGAGGGAAAAGAAAAGCCAAGGCCAUAGCUACAACUGACAUAUAACUGACCAAGUAUAUUGAAAGUGUACAACCUGCAAAGUUUUGACCUGUGCAUACUCAUGAAGCCAUCUCCACUACCAAUAGGCACAUCCAUUUCCCCCUCCCGCCCCCAAUGUUUCCUAGUGCUAUUUUGUAAUCAGUUCUUCUUACUGCCUGGUGUUUCUACCCUUGUUCCUAAGGUCUGCUUUUCUAUAGACUAGCUUACAUUUUUACAAUAUAGACUGUUUACAUUUUUUUAGAAUUUUGUACAAAUGAAAUCAUGUUAUGUAUAACCAUGUGCUGUCUUGCUCUUUUUCUCAAAAUGAUACUAUGAAGAUUGAUUUUUGUUUGUGUAUCAGUAGUUCGUUUCUUUAUUUUCUGGGUGGAAUCUUGUUAUGUAAAUGUACCACAAUCCGUUUAUACCCUCACCUGUUUAUAUACAAUUUUGUUGUCUAAUGGUUGUGGAUGCUACUAAUAAAGUUAUCACCAACAGUCA